Molecule: messenger RNA, 1238 nt
Organism: Drosophila willistoni
Lineage: Eukaryota; Metazoa; Arthropoda; Insecta; Diptera; Drosophilidae
Product: death-associated inhibitor of apoptosis 1
Exons: 2
Coding region: 397-1149 (250 amino acids)
Biological process (GO): regulation of cell cycle
Cellular component (GO): cytoplasm; nucleus; spindle microtubule
Source: RefSeq, a predicted model, not a curated record
GGCAAGUUUUAAUUGAACCUUUCGAUCUGGUUAUGUAGAUGUGAGAAAAAUUAUAUAAACACAGGCGAGAUCUGAAAGAAACCCCUGUCGGGGGGAAAACUUUGUCUCAAAGUUUAGCCAAACCACAUGAAAUGUUCAAUUGGAUCCAGAAAUUUAUUUAACAUAGGAGAACCAGUUCAUACGAACCAAAUGAACAGAGCUAUGUUAACGCAAUGUUAACACAUGAAUCCCUCUAAAACGUCGAAAUGUGUCACAUACAUUCGUCCACGGAAAGAGCACCCACACCUUUGGUUGAACUUAAAUGGAAAACCUUGAAUAAUAUCAGAAAAACGAGUAAAACACCGCAAAAAUAAAUAACCGAUAUCGCGGCGCACAGUCAAAACAGCAAGAUAACAGAUGGAAAAAAACUUUUCAAUGGCAAAUAACAACUUGAAAAUAGAACAGAAAUCGCAAUUGGAUCAAGUUGAUUACAGUAUCGAUUCAACUGUUCAUUUCAAGAGUCAACCGACUAUUUUGAAAAUAAAUGACAAAUAUAAUCGAGAGGACGAGCGAUUGAAAACAUUUGACAAUUGGCCUUUAUCAUGGCUCGAUAAGAAUAAAUUGGCCCAAACGGGCAUGUUCUAUGAAAACUUGAAAGAUAGAGUAAAGUGUUAUUUUUGUCAGGUGGAAAUCGGAUGCUGGGACCGCGAAGAUCAACCAGAAGUUGAGCAUUUACGUUUCUCGCCAAAUUGCCCAUUGCUACGUAAACGUUCCACAAAUAAUGUGCCCAUAAAUCAGACUCCGACGACUCCCUCACCAAGUUCAGAUACUCUACUUUAUGAAUGGAAUCACAAAUAUAAUCGUGAGGACGAACGAUUGAAAUCAUUUGACAAUUGGCCAUUAGACUGGUUAGAUAAACAUCAAUUGGCCCAAACUGGACUGUUCUAUACCAAACACAAAGAUAUUGUAAGAUGCUUUUUCUGUGAUGUUCACAUGAGUCACUGGAAGCAUAAAGAUCAACCGAUCCGUGAUCAUUUACGUUGCUCCCCAAACUGUCCACUCCUGCGUCGACGUCCAACUAACAAUGUGCCUCUAAAUAAUGAUGAACUUCAACGUGUCUUGCCUAUCAAGAGUUUUGACAUAUGCGGAUCACCAGGUGGGAAAUCUUAACCUAUGGAACAAAAUAACUUUCAUCAAAAUAAACAUACGUGUAUACUUUAAUAUUCUUAAGUUUCCACAUGGUCUUUCUUAUUAAAGGU